AUCUAAAAACCUUAAUUAACUCCAACAAGUCUCAGAAGCAAAACGACACACACAAACAAAAGAAAUGGCUUGUGUUUGUGUUUCAAUGGCUUUGCCUCUUCGAUCCACCAAAACCCUUCCAUCCUCAUCAGAAGCCUUCUUGAAGAGGAGUGUGGUUAAGAGUUCUUCAUCAGAGGCAAAAGCACCGAAUAGCAUUGAAGCGUUGUCUUUGAAGGAAAAAGCAGUGAAGGGUCUCACAGCUGCAGCGUUAACGUCCUACGUGGUGAUGCCAGAAGUGGCUCAUGCAGCUGGAAACGACUUCUCACCUUCCCUCAAAAACUUUCUCCUCAGCAUUGCCGCUGGUGGAGUUGUGCUCGUAGCAAUAUUGGGUGCUGUCAUUGGAGUUUCCAACUUUGAUCCAGUUAAGAGAACUUGAAUAAGUGCUCUUUUAAUUUGCUCUCCUUUCACUGUUUCAACAUUUCCAUGUAGUUUGUGAAACUGUUUAUGAUACAUUAUUUGCUAUAUGUUUGUCUAUAUCGCAAUCCAACAUCAUGUGACUUUGGACGACCAAGGUUUUCUGUAGCACUGUGUACUGUUUAUUGCGUACGUGUCUUGGAUGUGAGAAGUUGAAGAAACUUGGGAUUUCUUUA
Molecule: messenger RNA, 629 nt
Organism: Cajanus cajan (pigeon pea)
Lineage: Eukaryota; Viridiplantae; Streptophyta; Magnoliopsida; Fabales; Fabaceae
Biological process (GO): photosynthesis
Cellular component (GO): photosystem II; membrane
Source: RefSeq, a predicted model, not a curated record